This is a messenger RNA of Alosa alosa (allis shad), 2651 nucleotides long. It is a transcript of the gene slc30a10, whose product is annotated as solute carrier family 30 member 10. The record is from RefSeq and is a predicted model, not a curated record. Gene Ontology annotation, biological process: manganese ion transport; zinc ion transmembrane transport; detoxification of zinc ion. Gene Ontology annotation, cellular component: membrane. Lineage: Eukaryota; Metazoa; Chordata; Actinopteri; Clupeiformes; Clupeidae. Gene Ontology annotation, molecular function: zinc ion transmembrane transporter activity.
GUUCCGACUCCUUAGUGAAUGAGGGUUGAGGAAAAGGAUAUGAACCAUAACCAUGUAGGCUACGGCAUUAUGUAUCAGGGGAGGUCUGAAAGGGGACAGUUUGUAGGCUACGCUCACUGCGCAGUCAACAGCGGUCGGAGCUGGCAAAAGGCAAGAUAAACCCUUGCCUGUUUCUUUGAGAUAACGAUGUCCGGUUUACUUUUGCACGGGUAAAAUAAAGGAGCAAACCUCAUCCAGGACCUCAUCAAGACGCGCUAAGAGAAGUGCCCUGCCCUCCCUAUGUGUCUGACUCAGCUGUCACGUUCAAUAUUUGCUGACAGACAGAAAGAAAGAAGGUGAUACGAAGAUAUCAAAAGCAGCGCACCAAAGCAACAGAUGAAUUGGAUGGAUGACUUUCCCUUUCCUCCAAGCAACAGUUAAUUCCAGGAGGAAAAUUGAGUAGCCUAACCAUGGGGCGCUACAGCGGAAAAACAUGUCGCUUAAUUUUCAUGCUUGUCCUCACUGUCAUAUUCUUCGUGGCCGAGAUCGUCGCCGGGUACAUGGGGAACUCUAUAGCACUUGUAUCAGACUCCUUCAACAUGCUGUCGGACAUUCUGUCUUUAUGCGUGGGCUUGACGGCCUCGUGGGUGUCGCGUCGUGCCGGAUCAGGGCGCUCCACAUACGGUUGGGUCCGGGCUGAGGUGGUUGGUGCUCUGGCCAACGCCGUUUUCUUGGCCGCCCUGUGCUUUUCUGUUUCGGUGGAGGCGAUGAAACGACUUGCCCGGCCAGAGGCCAUUGACGAUCCUAAACUGGUUCUCGUGGUCGGCGCCCUAGGGCUUGCUGUUAACAUUGUUGGGCUGUUAAUUUUCCAGGACUGCCGUAGUUGCUGCUGCUUGGGCUCCCGGAUGAAGAGAGCCCAUGAAUCAACCAAAUCAGACGGGGGAUGUGAGAUGAACGGCGAGGCAGGUACCACAGUUCUAACUGAUGAGAGUGAGCUGCCACAGAAAGAGGGGCAGCCCCUCAAUAUCAGAGGUGUGCUGCUUCACGUUCUAAAUGAUGCGCUGGGCUCCGUGGUGGUAGUGGUGGCCUCGGCCCUGUUCUACGUGUGGCCCCUGGACCCUGGGGCCAAGUGUAACUGGCAGUGCUACGUGGACCCCAGCCUCACUCUCAUCAUGGUGGUCAUCAUCAUGUCCUCUGCUGCCCCGCUGCUUAAGGAGACAACCACCAUGCUGCUGCAGAUGUGCCCGGCUGACCUGCCUCUGGCUGCGCUCGUGGAUGAAGUGUGCCUACUUCCUGGUGUGCUGGGCAUUCAUGAUGUCCAUGUGUGGGAAUUAUGCAAGGGCCGGCUUGUGGCCACCCUCCACGUGCACUGUUCUCCUGAACUCCAGGGCGGCGUUGCCGCCUUUACCUCCCUCUCCCGUCAGAUACGCCAAAUCUUCCACCAGGCUGGGGUGCACAGCCUCACCCUCCAGCCCGAGUUUGGUGAGCCCAGCCGGGAAGGGGCGCCUGGCGCAGCCACUUGUCUGGAACCCUCCUGCCAGAAGCUGUCCUGCUGCCCGCACGCCACCCGACAACAGACUGCCGUGAGCCAGAGCAAUGGGCACCCUCUGCUGCCCCUCACAGAGGUGUCCGUGGACGAGCCUGACAGCACCAGCACCAGCACCUUGCUGAGGGAACGGGCAGGAGCGAGCAAGACCGUCCAAAGCACAGAGUUUUAGAGCUACUCCAUCGCUGAGGGUAGAAGAUGCUGCUCCAGAGUUGACACACGCUUCAUUCCUACUGUAGUGAGACUGAGGAGUACUGAACAACUGGCUCUUUCUUUUGAAAGAUGUCCAUGGACUGAGGAUCAAAAGGACCAUAUGCCUGUAGGACAAUCUGUACAUUUGAAUAGUUCAAAUGGCCAAUGUGUAUGUUUGGACCAAAUAUGUACUGUACAAAUGUGCCUUCCCUUUCUCAACUGUCUGCCAGACAAGCUAUUCAGGGUUUAGCGCGCACACACACACACACACGUAAUUAUGCCAGUGAUCAAUUUCAUUUAUGAUGCACUUUUGCACCUGUUAAUUAGGCUACUCUCAUUUCCUAUCACAGGCUCUGAUAAAUUAAUCAAUUGAAUCAGUCAGUACCCGUAAUCUUUGCACUGUAACUUUGAGAGGGUAGUGAGUUCAUGGGUAAAGGUGAGGGUGAGUUACUAGGAUAAAUGCUACUUCCCAUUGAUUGAUAGACUGAUGAUUUUUGAGCAACAAAAAUUAUACUGAAUAUGAUGCACUGUUUAGAUAUGUACUGUAUUAGGUAGAUGUCACAGCAAAUGUGACUUGUUUUUGUCUAAUAAUCAUUCAGUGAAAUUAGUAUUCUCAUAAGCCUUCCUGCCUUAUGUGUAUUGAAAUGCAUUAGUCAGUUCCAUGACUGAAGUUAUAUCCAAACAUAACUGUCUCAGUCCAUAAUGCAAGUCUUGAUGUCAGGUCUGAGAGAAGAGUAAGGAACUGUAUGUGUCAUGGUGCUUUGGCCAGUAGAUGGCACUAGAACAAAAACAUUGCGGGACCACGCAGCCUGAUGCAGCGAUUGAAUAUGGUUGUACUGUAUGUAUUUAUGGUUGUACAAAAUGCUGUCUACAUGUCAUUCCACAAUGUAAUCCCAAAAACAGUUUUAUGAGUAAAAUAUCUCAAGUGAUUUAA